GUCAAUUGCGCUGCACCGCAUAGCAUCUAGCGCGGGGCAGGCAAGGGCUUGUGGGAGAAAGCGUGUGGCACUGACACUGUGAGCAGGCACGCAAUUGCGUCGCUCCCAGUGUAUCCGCGAUUACAUAAUCCACCGCCUAAUCUGCCCGUCUCGAAUGUUCGGCCUGGUGCUGUCUGGUGACAUUUCAUAUGUCUUGAAAAACACAUCCUUGCACAGAGACGGUAAACAUCUACGUUAUGUCCAACCAGUCAGGAAUCAACUGUUCUGUGGAGCUUGUGGAUGCAUUUAAGGAUUAUGUUGCCGGCUCGGAGCGGGCAUUUUUGAUGUCCAUUGAAGACGAGCGGGUGGUGCCCAAGGGCGUGGUCGCAGGUUCUGGCGACUUGAGACGGGACCUUGAUCUGUUGCAGAAUGCAGUGGCCGACCAGGCGGUGUAUUUAGUGGUGCGCAACGACGACAUAUCGGGUAAAUUCAUAUUCAUCUCGUUUGUGCUGGACAACGCCCCGGUGAGAAGUAAGAUGCUGUAUGCCUCGACGAAAAAUACUGUGAUUAGACAGCUGGGGGUGGAAUUUUUCCACCCAAUUGUGUUUAUUAACGACAAAGAUGAACUGAGUGGGGAUGCGUAUGAGACUCUGCUUGGCACAGAGGGCGCAAAGCCACUAAGCUCAAGCGAGGAGUCGCUGGCUGCAGUGAAGCAGAUGGAGCUGCUAAAUGGGGGUGGUAUCGAGAGACGGAAACAGCAGCUAGUCGGCACCGGUUCAAGCGGACUGAACAUGAGCGUGGAUGGCCACCUGCUGGAUAAUCUUAGAAGGCUGGAUACGGGCCAGACCGCGACGAUUGUCAUCAGCGGGGACGAGCAGUUCCGCGUCGAUGGCACCGCCACUGCUACGGGGCUCGGCGACAUUGCCUCCACAAUCCCCACACAUUCCCCCACGUAUACGGUUGCCCGCUUUGGCAACGGAUACUACUUUGUCUACUGCUGUCCGUCCGGCUCGAGAGUGCGCGACCGCAUGGUGUACGCGUCGAGCAAACAGGGCUUGUUGAACGACCUGAAAAGCGGUGGCAUUGACUUUAUAAAAGUGGUGGAAGUGGGCGACCCAGACGAAAUCGUCGCCGACGAAAGACCCCUGCCGGCCCCUGCUGCCCAAACUUUCCACAAGCCAAGAGGCCCAAGAAGAAGAUAGAGGUAUUUAGUUGUUCUGAUCGGUCCAGAGAGUGUCCUUUGCUGACUCGGAGUUGUACUUGACGAGUUUUUUGCGCUUGCCCGGGUUUUCCACAGCGCUGGUGGUGCGGGCGAGUCUUUUUUUGGUUUUCUUAGCUCCGUAGCUGCCUUUGAGCGUGUUCAUGUCUGUGAAGAUGAUCUGAAACUUGCCCGAGCCGGGCUCUGGCCGUCGGCGCGGUGGCGGCACGGGUUUCUGGUCCUGAAAGAUGCCAAUCACAGGCUCCAUAUUGGACGCCGACUUGACCAGCUGGCACGGCACGCUUUUGAACUGCGACUUCGCCACCGGCGUCGGCGACAUUUGCGGGGCGGGGUUUUGUUUCUGUGCAGAUGCAAGAACAAUCGUCGACGGCGAAGAUUGGUGGUGGUCCUUGAGAGGCGUCUUAAAAUUGCUCGGCGUGUUUGUCUUAGCACUCAGCCGUCUCACGCUCGUGCUUUGCAGCAGCUUCGGCGUAUGGACAAGCUCGUGCAGCGGCGUCUUGAAGUUCGGCGUAUCCAUGUUGGCAAACAGCGGGUGAUUUUCUUUGUUGUCGUUCUCGAUGGCUAGCAGCGCAUUGAGGUCGUACUGGUUCAUGGUGGGCGUGUCGAUAAAGAAGUCCGACAGCUUGAGCGUCUUGUCGGGCGCGGGCGUUCGCAUUUCCUGCGUCUCGAAGUUGCCCGGCGAGGACCCCGGCGCGCGCGUUCGCUCCAUGUUGGUCAUAAACACCUUGUCGAUGUAGGGCGUCCAGCCGGUGCCCGACACCUGCGACGUCGCGGUUGCCGGCGGCGGCGGCUGCACGCUGGCGUCCUCAAAUAGCUGGUCAAACAGUUUGGACGGCGAUGAGCUCAGAUAAUCAUGGCGGGUCAUAGCUGGGGCAGCAAACAAGGGUCUGUUUACUGUUUCACAAGCAAAAAUUAGGUAAACAAAUAAUUUGAUCGUGCUCCAAGCCACAGGAGGAGCGGAAGGUUAGAAUGCUGCGCCACACGCAAAAAAUAAGUAAACAAAUGCCUAGGGACCCGGAGUACACCGAUUACACGGAGGAGACGGCAGAAGAUGACUCCGUGGGGGCCGAGGACCAGAAUGCCCGCCCCGCUGGUAAGAAGUACAUUCUCAACUCCAACUUCAACGAGCCCUCGCCCGAACACAAACAAACACCCCCCACCGACUGGAUGCCCGAGGUCCUGCAGCAUGAGCACUGGCCGGAUACACAGGACGCCUCUAAGGACGCCUCUCAGGACCCCUAUUUGUCAUUGGGAGAGACAAACACGCUUGUGCGUCGCCAGGGCGGCGAUGAGGCCGCGUGGAGAAAGUACAAGGACAACCGGUUCAGAGCCGGUUUGCAGGGCUUGCCGACCUCGUCGCUGCCGCAGGACCCGCCCACGGUAGACACAUUUGGCCGCAGCACAGAGCAUUCGAUCAUCCCGUCGUCGCCGCUCAAGCUGUUUGGCAAGCAGGACACCUACACGACGGAGCGGUUCAGGGACAUGCUGAACAAGAUCGACGGGUCGGACGGCGCGCGUGCGGACGGCGACGGGUCGCCUGCGUCGACGCGAUCGUCGUCGCACGCGUCGUUGCAGCUACUUCUGCGAAACUCCGAGGAACUGUUUAAUAAGCUGAAAAACCGCACGCAGCCGGCACAAAACCAGGAGGACAGCGACUACACGGACACGGAAACGGCCGAGUCGGGAGUAUUCGACUCACCGACACCGUCGCGGCCCGACAUCACCGCGUCGCUCGAGCUGCUCAAACAGAAGCUCGACCUGAGCAUGUCGGGCGAGGUCGACCAGAAGAUGUCUGUUCCAAAGAUAAAAAAACGCGACAAGCGGCCAGGAAUCAAGUUCAUCCCUGGCGACGAGUUCAAGGGGAAGGUGUUUGACAAAAGAGCCAACAAGUUCGUCCCCGUCGAGGAGUACGUUCCGGACGGCGACGCCGACGGCGGGUCGAUCGACGCGCUCAACGAGAUCUCCGACCUCGACGACGAGAUGUCCUUUUUGCAGGCCAAGUCGCGGCUCGUUGCGGCAAUCACCGAGCAGUACCCUUCGGAGGACUGGCUCCGCCUUGAAAAGCUGUCUCUUGCCGCUCGCAGGCUCGAUAAGCUGCGCGACCUCGACCGGUUCGUGCUGCACCUGCGUGUGCUCGACGCGAGCGAAAACGAGCUCACGCACACAGAGGGCAUCCCCAAAUCCAUCCAGGUGCUCAAGGCCAGCGCCAAUGCCUUUUCCAGCAUGAGCAUGUUCAAUUUCGACAACUUACAGGUUCUUGAGCUGCGCAACAACCGGCUCACAAACCUGCGCGGCCUCAAACUGUACAACCUGAGCAUGCUGGACGUGUCAUACAAUGCAAUUGACAGCCUGCAGGGCCUGCAAAAUCUCAAGAUGCUCAAGAGCCUGAAGUUGGCGGGCAAUAAUCUCUCCGGGAGCGUUGAUUUUGGCUCCCUCGACAUGUUGCAGGACCUCGACGUGGACGAGAACGGUAUUUCCGACAUUUGCGGCCUUGACGCGCUGCCCGCGCUCACCUCCGUGUCUGCGAACCGCAACAAACUAGCCGGCUUCCGCUGCAGCAGCAGUUCAUUGCGUCGACUGUGUCUGAGCUACAACAACAUCAAGGAGCUGGACUUGGAGCCUUUGACGGAGCUGCGUGUGCUGAAAAUUGACCGCAACCCGCUGGCGUGUCUUUCCGGCCUCUCGGACAAGCUCGUACAGGUCUCUGCCAAAUAUCUUCAGUCGCACGCUAGCAACGACGUGCUUUUGGCGCCGCUCUACAGACUGCAGAAACUGAACCUUUGCGGCAGUCUUUUUCCCACUAAAGGCUCUCUGUCCGCCAUCACGGUGCUCAAUCUGUCCGCGAUGAAUCUCGAGACGGUGCCCGACCUUGCCAAAUGGUUUCCGAUGCUGACGGACCUCGACCUCAACUUCAACAAGAUCCACUCGCUCUCAGGCCUUUCCGGACUGCGGUUCCUGCGCGAGCUCAAACUUCUGAGCAACAGCAUCAGAGACCUCGCGUCGCUCGUGCCGCACACACGCUCUUUCCGCAAGACACUCAAGCUGCUGGACUUACGUGUGAAUCCAGCCACCCACGGGCUGUAUCCAUACGUCUUCUACGACGACGAGCCGGACGACGAGUCUGCCGCGGAGAUGACACUAAACCUGAAAGACCACGAAGACAUCGAGGCGUUCUCGGUGGAGUACACGAAGCUUUACGAGAAGGACGCAAUGGAGAGCUGGACGCAGAAAAACGCGGGAUAUGUGCAGCAGAUCGAGGAAUCGCGUGCAUUGGCGAGACGAACGUACGAGAGCACGCUGAUUGGCUGGUUCGAGAAUAUCAACUAUCUGGACGGGCUGUGGGUGAGCUACGAGAGACGCGAAAGAGAGCGCCGGCAUCUGAGGUACGGCUGA
Messenger RNA from Ogataea polymorpha, 4591 nucleotides. RefSeq lists its product as uncharacterized. The record is from RefSeq and is a predicted model, not a curated record. The transcript is spliced from 2 exons. Gene Ontology annotation, molecular function: protein binding. Bases 2168 to 4591 code for a protein of 807 amino acids. NCBI's taxonomy places the organism in Eukaryota, Fungi, Ascomycota, Pichiomycetes, Pichiales, Pichiaceae.